Molecule: messenger RNA, 876 nt
Organism: Trichoderma aggressivum f. europaeum
Lineage: Eukaryota; Fungi; Ascomycota; Sordariomycetes; Hypocreales; Hypocreaceae
Exons: 5
Coding region: 1-876 (291 amino acids)
Molecular function (GO): oxidoreductase activity
Source: RefSeq, a predicted model, not a curated record
AUGAUUAGAAUAGAGACAAAGGAAGUUCAAGUUGAGUACAUUAGAGACCUCUCUAAGUACGAAACCGAGAAGCCAUUCAAUUUAUCGUUCUCCUCAUACCACGAAGGACUCACUACCAAUGCCGAGAAAGAGGAAAAGGGCAUUAUCGUUGAAGAUGUUCGAGGGCAAGAAAAUCGAUUUAGCAUGGAGAAACAUUCGUUUCGCUUCCUCAAGUUUCCAACAAAGCACCUAAUCGAUGGGACCGACGAUACAAUGUUCCGUUAUCUCGAGGAGACUAAAAAUUUUCUGCUUCAAGAACUUGAUGCUGACGAAGUUAUAUGCUAUGAUAUUCGGCGUCGCCGAUCUGGCAUAACGGCUGAGCCGCAGAAUCCAGAUGGAAACUAUUUUGGAGCACUUGAAGAUGCUGCGCCGCCAGUCUAUAGUGUGCACGUUGAUCAUACACUUGAGGGUGGAUUUCACAGAAUUGAGAGACACCUUACACCAGAGGAGUCGAAGAAAUAUAUUGCUGAAGGAUGGAGAGUGCGGAUUGUCAAUAUCUGGAGACCUCUUCAUACGGUUACCACAGCGCCGCUUGCUGUCUGCGAUGCAAGGUCCGUGGCCGCCACGGACCUUCUGGAGGUAGACCAGAUCAAUGAAUCGUGGUAUGGAGAGGUCUUUUUGCUCAAAUUUAACCCUGAUCACCAGUUCUACUGGCUCAGCAAUCAAACUCCAGAUGAGGUAUGCAUGAUGCUCAUGUUUGACUCGCACAACGGAAAGGCCGAGUCAGACAUGCACUGCUGUGCACACGCAUCAUUCAAUGACGCAAAAAUGUUGGUUACCGGUCCUGGAAGAGAGAGUGUGGAGGUCCGCGCCAUCGUCAUAAACAGUCUGGUCUGA